AGCAUCAAUUCCUCGCCGUUUUUGCUUCCUAUGACUUCAAUUCCAUGGAACACUCAGUUAAGAGAGCUUGCAAAGCAAGGCCAAUAUCUUCAAGCUCUAAAUUUCUACCGCCAAAUGCUGCGUUGCGGUUCCAACCCAAACGUCUUCACUUUCCCCUUCGCUCUUAAAUCCUCUGCUUUCCUUUCCCUUCCUUUGUCCGGCCAACAACUCCACUGCCACAUCAUCAAAUCCGGGUGUUCCCCGGAACCCUUUGUUCUUACUGCUCUAAUCUCAAUGUAUUGCAAAUUCAACUCCCUCGAAAACGCCCGCAAAGUGUUCGAUGAAAAUCCAUUAUCAAAUCAAUUAACAGUUUGUUACAAUGCUUUGAUUUCCGGAUACGCGUUAAAUUCCCGGGUUUUUGACGUGAUUGCUUUGUUUUGUGGAAUGAGAGAAAUGGGUGUUUCUAUUAAUUCAGUUACAAUGUUGGGGUUGGUUCCGGUGUUAUCAGAACCAGGGUACUUAAGCAUAGGGAUGUCUUUUCAUUGUUGUUGUGUGAAGUUAGGGUUGAACCUUGAUUUCUCUGUUUCUAAUUGUUUACUAACAAUGUACGUAAAAAGCGGGGCGGUUGAGUUUGGUAGGAUGUUGUUUGAUGAGAUGCCCAAAAAGGGUUUGAUUACUUGGAAUGCUAUGAUUUCCGGGUACGCCCAGAAUGGACUUGCGGCUAAUGUUUUGGAACUUUAUAAAAAGAUGGAAGCUUCCAAGGUGUGUCCAGAUGCGGUUACAUUUGUUGGGGUUUUGUCAUCUUGUGCUCACCUUGGUGCUAUUAGUGUUGGUCGCGAGGUUGAACAGCGAAUAGAGUCUAGUGGACUUGGUUUGAAUCCGUUUUUGAAUAAUGCACUGAUUAACAUGUAUUCUAGGUGUGGUAAUUUGGUUAAGGCUCGAGCUAUUUUUGAUGGUAUGCCUGUGAAAAGUGUGGUUUCAUGGACAGCGAUUAUAGGUGGCUAUGGAAUGCAUGGAUAUGGAGAGAUUGCGGUGGAGUUAUUUGAUGAGAUGAUUAAGAGCGGUAUUCGGCCUGAUAGUGCUGCAUUUGUGAGUGUUUUGUGUGCAUGUAGUCAUGCAGGGUUGACUGAAAAAGGCUUGGAUUAUUUUGUUGAAAUGAAGAUGAAGCAUCGGUUGCAGCCAGGUCCAGAGCAUUAUUCUUGUGUGGUGGAUCUUCUAGGUCGGGCUGGUCGCCUAAAUGAAGCUUUGGAGCUCAUUAAAUCAAUGCAGGUAAAGCCAGAUGGUGCAGUCUGGGGGGCCCUUUUGGGUGCCUGCAAAAUUCAUCAAAAUGUAGAGAUAGCAGAGUUGGCUUUCGAACAAGUUACUAAGUUUGAGCCUACAAAUAUUGGUUAUUAUGUUCUAUUAUCCAAUAUUUACUCUGAGGCCGAUAAUUUGGAGGGAGUAUUAAAGGUUAGAGUAAUGAUGAGGGAGCGGAAGCUCAAAAAGAAUCCAGGAUUUAGCUAUCUUGAGUAUAAAGGGAGAGUACACCUUUUCUUAGCUGGGGACAGAAGCCAUCCUCAGAAAGAGGAGAUAUAUAGAAUGGUAGAUGAGCUGGAAACUUUGGUGAAAAAACUUGUUGGCUGUAAAAACGAUGAAGAAAGGAGAAAUAAAGAACUGUUCCUUGGGAUGGGUGUUCAUAGUGAAAAGUUGGCGAUUGUGUUUGGACUGUUGAACUCCAAGCCAGGGACAGAGAUUAUCGUGAUAAAGAACCUUAGAGUGUGUGAAGAUUGCCAUUUGUUUCUCAAGGGUGUCAGCAAGAUUGUGGAUCGUCAACUUGUUGUUAGAGAUGCAACCCGCUUCCACCACUUCAGAGAUGGACUAUGUUCAUGCAAAGACUACUGGUAAUAUUCACUUGAGGUCCAUACUGCAAAA
Molecule: messenger RNA, 1890 nt
Organism: Durio zibethinus
Lineage: Eukaryota; Viridiplantae; Streptophyta; Magnoliopsida; Malvales; Malvaceae
Product: Pentatricopeptide repeat (PPR) superfamily protein
Biological process (GO): RNA modification
Molecular function (GO): protein binding; zinc ion binding; RNA binding
Source: RefSeq, a predicted model, not a curated record